Molecule: messenger RNA, 1493 nt
Organism: Cucurbitaria berberidis CBS 394.84
Lineage: Eukaryota; Fungi; Ascomycota; Dothideomycetes; Pleosporales; Cucurbitariaceae
Product: 60S ribosomal protein L3
Exons: 4
Coding region: 1-1179 (392 amino acids)
Biological process (GO): translation; ribosomal large subunit assembly
Cellular component (GO): cytosolic large ribosomal subunit; ribosome
Molecular function (GO): RNA binding; structural constituent of ribosome
Source: RefSeq, a predicted model, not a curated record
AUGUCUCACAGGAAGUUCGAAGCGCCCCGCCACGGCUCUCUGGCUUUCUUGCCGCGAAAGCGCGCCGCCCGUCACCGCGGUAAGGUGAAGAGCUUCCCCAAGGAUGACCCCAAGAAGCCUGUCCACCUCACGGCUGCCAUGGGCUACAAAGCCGGCAUGACCACCAUCGUCCGCGAUCUCGACCGCCCGGGCGCCAAACUGCACAAGAAGGAGAUUGUCGAGGCUGUCACCGUCAUCGAGACGCCUCCGAUGAUUGCCGUCGGUCUUGUUGGCUACAUCGAGACUCCCCGCGGCCUGCGCUCGCUCACCACCGUCUGGGCUGAGCACUUGAGCGACGAGGUCAAGCGCCGCUUCUACCGCAACUGGUACAAGAGCAAGAAGAAGGCCUUCACCAAGUACGCCAAGCAGCACUCUGAGAGCAGCGGCCAGUCCAUUACCCGCGAGCUCGAGCGCAUGAAGAAGUACUGCACCGUCGUCCGCGUCCUCGCCCACACUCAGAUCCACAAGACCCCGCUCAAGCAGAAGAAGGCCCAUCUCAUGGAGAUCCAGGUCAACGGCGGCAGCAUUGCCGAUAAGGUCUCCUACGGUCACGGCCUGUUCGAGAAGCCAAUUGAGAUCAGCUCCAUCUUCGAGGCCAACGAGAUGAUCGACGUCAUUGCCGUCACCAAGGGUCACGGAUACAACGGUGUCACUUCCCGAUGGGGCACUAAGAAGCUUCCCCGCAAGACGCACAAGGGUCUCCGCAAGGUUGCCUGUAUCGGUGCCUGGCAUCCUGCCCACGUCCAGUGGACUGUGGCCCGUGCCGGUCAGAUGGGUUACCAUCAUCGUACCUCUGUCAACCACAAGAUCUAUCGUAUCGGCAAGGGUGAGGACGAGGGUAACGCCUCGACCGAGUUCGACGUCUCAAAGAAGCAGAUCACUCCUCUGGGUGGCUUCGUCCGCUACGGUGAGGUCAAGAACGACUUCGUUCUGCUCAAGGGUAACUGCCCUGGUGUCAAGAAGCGUGUCAUGACCCUGCGCAAGUCCAUGUUCACCCACACCAGCAGGAGGGCAUUGGAGAAGGUUGAACUCAAGUGGAUCGAUACCUCAUCCAAGUUCGGUCACGGUGCGUACCAGACACCGGCGGAGAAGAGGCAGUACGAGGGUGUGCUCAAGAAGGAUCUCCAGACAACUGCUUAGAAGUGUUGUGGGUGUGGGUGUGGAGUGCAUUCUUUCAUCAUGGGCUCUUUGGCGAACGGGAUAGGAAUACUACAUGGAUGCCGGUCAUGAUGAGCGACUGAAACAAAAUUCAACGAUUCCCAAAUUCAUUAUCAAUGAUCCUCUUAGUCAAGACAUGUGUGAUAGUUUCCUUGCUACUAAGACUUGACCUCGAGCCCAUUGAACAAGGCUGUAAUUCCGGGUCUUUCGAGCACAGUUAGUUGCGAGUUGAUAUGAAGCUUUCUCAGUUUCGUAAAUGGAGUUGGCCAUUGCCUGCUCGAAAGAUGAUCUGCCAG